Messenger RNA from Rotaria sp. Silwood1, 279 nucleotides. The record is from the annotation of a GenBank genome assembly. Lineage: Eukaryota; Metazoa; Rotifera; Eurotatoria; Philodinida; Philodinidae.
AUGAUAAAGUAUGCCCCUAUUAAUGGUGAUCAUGGAGUUAUUUGUACAGUUGAUUUACCUAUUUAUAGAACAAAAGUUAAUGAAAAUAUUGUUUUUUUUUGUUUUCAUACAGAAGUUCGACCAAAAUUAGAUGGUAAAGAUUGUUGGGAAAAAUUAACUUUUAUUUAUUUACAAGAUCAGAUUCCAAUGCUAUUAGGAGAUUUACUUGAAACAAAUCUACAUGCUAAAUUAAUUUUACCACCAUGUCCAAGAAGUCAACAAGAAUUAAAGCAGGUUUAA